Messenger RNA from Hydractinia symbiolongicarpus, 2777 nucleotides. RefSeq names its product WD repeat-containing protein 3-like. Gene Ontology annotation, molecular function: snoRNA binding; protein binding. The transcript has 35 exons. Gene Ontology annotation, biological process: maturation of SSU-rRNA. The record is from RefSeq and is a predicted model, not a curated record. Lineage: Eukaryota; Metazoa; Cnidaria; Hydrozoa; Anthoathecata; Hydractiniidae. The coding region runs from base 32 to 2740 and encodes 902 amino acids. Gene Ontology annotation, cellular component: small-subunit processome; Pwp2p-containing subcomplex of 90S preribosome.
UUUUGUUUGUUUUAAAAUCAGGUAUAUAACUAUGCCGCUGGCAAAAACAUAUAAGCGAUAUGAAGAACUCUCAACAUUUGGAGUUAUCGGCAGUACAAGAUGUAACCUGUUGUUACUAGACCAGUUUCCAAAUAAAUCCUCUGUUGCAUCUACAAAAUUGUCAUCUAUAUAUGGUGUAACUGGAGCACUAGAAAAUGUUGUAGUCUGGGAUGUUAGGAAAGCCGAAAAGGUCUGCACACUAAAAGGAAAGAACAGUGAAAUAACAUCAAUAGCAAAGUCUACCAAUGUAAUAGCUGCAGGGUUUAACGAUGGUUCAGUUAAGCUAUGGGAUUUAAAAAAUUUUACAAAUGAAAUAUCUUUCAGUGGUCAUAAAUCUGCUGCAACUUGUUUAUCAUUUGAUCACAAUGGAACAAGACUUGUUUCUGGAUCCUCUGAUACUGAAAUAAUUGUUUGGGAUAUUGUUGGUGAGAGGGGUUUAUACAGGUUGAAAGGCCACAAGGGAAUGGUGACAAGUUGUCAUUUUAUGACUCAAAAAAAUGUUUUGAUCACGAGUUCAAAAGAUAUGCUUGUGAAAUUCUGGGAUUUAGAUACUCAGCAUUGUUUUCUAACGUUGGUUGGUCAUAAAAGUGAGAUAUGGCAGACAUGUUUAGUCAAUAACGAAACUAGACUUCUUACUGGGUCUGGAGAUUCAGAGUUGCGAGUGUACAAAAUUGAGGACGGUAAAGAUAAUGAAGAAGGCCCUUUAAGAUGUGAGUUAAUUGGAUCGAUCAUGCGGCAAGGAAAAGGGCGUGUGAUGACACUAUCUGUAGAUUAUACUGGGAAAUAUAUUGCCUGUCAUGGAACAGAUACAACACUGGAAUUAUAUCAAAUUCAUAGUGAUGAAGAAAUAAAACAUGCUAUACAUAAAAGAAGGAAAAAGUUAAUAAAGAAGCAGAAAAAGAAGCCGGAAGUAGAACAAUGCAACGAGAUAGCCCUUGAUGUGGAGCAAGAGGUUGGUGAUGAAAUAAAGAAAAUACAAACUUUCCAGUUAAAACAAAAACUAAGGUCAUGUGCAAUUCAUUUUGAUGGCAAAAAUAAUGUCAAGUUACUGCUGUUAUAUACAAGUAAUUCAUUUGGCUAUUACAAAGUAUCACUAGAAGAAAUGCCAAUGAAAUGUAAUCUUGUCUCUAUGAUUGCCAGCAUGGGACAUAGGACAGAUGUUAGGACACUUGCGUUUAAUUCAGAUGCAACAUUAUUAAUGAGUGGUUCUGGAGAAUGUGUGAAAAUUUGGAAUAGGAGUUCACAAAAAUGUAUUCGCACGUUGGAGUCAGAUUAUUGUUUAUGUUCAUUUUUUGUACCUGGGGAUAGACAUGUUAUUGUGGGAACCAAGAGUGGAAAAUUACAGCUUUUUGAUAUUAGUUCUGGAAAUCUGUUGGAAUCAGUUGAUGCUCAUACUGAAGCAGUAUGGUCAAUAGCACUCUCACCUGACAAGAAUGGGUUUAUAUCUGGUAGUGCUGAUCACGAUGUUAAAUUUUGGGAAUUCGAACUAGUAGAAGAUAGUGAUUUUUCAAAACACAGCAAGAGGCUGAGCAUGAGUCAUGCUCAAACAUUAAAGAUGACUGAAGAAGUUUUGGCAGUAAAAUAUAGUCCCGAUGGUCGUCUACUUGCGGUUUCACUGUUGGAUAGCACUGUCAAGGUGUUUUUCUCGGAUACACUCAAAUUUUUCUUAUCAUUAUAUGGUCAUAAGUUUCCAGUCCUCUGCAUGGAUAUAUCAUUGGAUAAUUCCCUUCUUAUAACUGGAUCAGCUGAUAAAAACAUCAAAAUUUGGGGAUUAGAUUUUGGUGAUUGUCACAAGUCUAUAUUUGCUCAUGAUGACAGCAUUACAAGUAUACAAUUUGUUUCUAAAACACACUACUUCUUCUCAUCAAGUAAAGACAAAACGCUGAAAUAUUGGGAUGCUGAUAAAUUUGAAAAUAUUAUGACACUGCAGGGACAUCAUGCAGAGAUUUGGUCAAUGGCAGUGAGCAAUAGUGGAGAGUAUGUGGCAACAGGCUCCCACGAUAAAUCGAUACGUUUGUGGCAGCGUACAGAAGAACUGUUAGUAAUAGAAGAAGAACGAGAACACGAAAGAGAAGAAGCGGAUGAAAUGUCAAUGCUUGAAAGAGGUGAAAGACCUAUACCUGGUGAAAGUGAAGGAGAAGCAGCGCAUGCUGGGAAAAAGACAAUGGAAACUGUCAAAGCUGCUGAACGAAUAAUGGAAGCAAUUGAAUUGUAUAAAAAAGAAGAAGACAAAAUAAAAGAGAUGGGUGAAAAAGCAGAGCUUCAUCCUAUAUUAAAAGCUCACGGUGGUAUAAGUCCUGUUCGAUAUGUUUUGGAAGUGUUAAAGAAAGUCAAAUCAAGUGAAUUAGAGGAAUCGUUACUGGUGUUACCAUUUUCUUAUGUCGAGGAUCUUCUCACAUUGAUGGACGUUUGGAUGAAGAACUCUUGGGAAGUUGAAAAAUGUACACGAUGUCUCACCUUUCUGUUAAAAAUCCAUCACAAUCAGAUCACAUCAAACAAAGUAUUAGUCUCUACAAUAGAGUCGUUAAAACUUCAUACUCGCCGAUCUGUUCUUCAACUCAAGGAUCAAGUGGGAUUUAAUCUGGCUGGAUUACGAUUUCUGCAACAACAAUUACAAAUGAAAGACGUCACGUUUUUCGAAGAUGCCACCGAAAAAUUAAAGAAGAAACAAAAAAUGAAAAAAAUUGUAGCGUUUACCUAGUUUUUAUUGAGAAGAGUUUGUUUUUUUAAAAAAAUAA